Molecule: messenger RNA, 1227 nt
Organism: Closterium sp. Yama58-4
Lineage: Eukaryota; Viridiplantae; Streptophyta; Zygnematophyceae; Desmidiales; Closteriaceae
Source: the annotation of a GenBank genome assembly
AUGUGCGGAUUCACGUCGCUCGCUCUGUGGUACGACGGCGGCGAGUCGUGGGCCGUCGGAUCGUCCUCCAUCUCCACGUACGUCGUCUCGGGUGGACUAUCGUACGGCGCUAUUCCCGACGCCGGUAUUCCCGAGACGUACCCCCCACCGGCCCCCCACCGCCAUUGCUCUUGCGCGCCCCAUUCCCGCCGCGGGCCCGCGCCUCCGGCAUAUGCGCCGUACGGGCCGCCGUACGCCGCGGGGCCUCGACCGCCGCGAUGCAUGCCCCCGUCGCGCAUGCCUGGGUCGCGCAUCGCCAUGGAUCGCAGCGCGAGCUCACUCAAUCCUGCCGCUCCCGUGUCUCAGGCUUUCGGCCUGAAGACUGCCUCCUCCAAGGUGUCCUGCUCCCUGGAGGAGAACGUCCGCGGCUUCGUGCAGAAGGCUGCUGAUGCCGGCAAGACCGCCGCUCUUGCUCUCGCCUCGACCGCCCUGCUUGCGUCGGCUGCCCAGGCUGAGAUCCCCAGGCUGACCUUCGAGGAGCUCCAGAGCCUCACCUACUCUGAGGUGAAGGGCAGCGGCAUCGCCAACCAGUGCCCCAUCAUCGCUGGCGGUGUUGAUGGCUUCGCCUUCAAGUCGGGCAAGUACCAGGUCACCAAGAUGUGCCUGGAGCCCACCUCCUUCACCGUGAAGGCCGAGUCCCAGUUCAAGGGCCAGGGCGAGGAUUUCCAGAAGACCAAGCUCAUGACCCGCCUCACAUACACUCUGGACGAGAUUGAGGGUCCCCUUGAGGUCUCCGGCGACAAGAUCAAGUUCACCGAGGUUGACGGCAUUGACUACGCCGCUGUCACCGUCCAGCUGUCCGGUGGCGAGAGGGUGCCGUUCCUCUUCACCAUUAAGGAGCUGGUUGCCUCUGGCACGCCCGACAGCUUCGGCGGGUCCUUCCUGGUGCCGUCCUACCGCGGUGCCACGUUCCUUGACCCCAAGGGCCGUGGUGGUGCCCAAGGGUACGACUCUGCCGUUGCCCUCCCUGCUGGUGGCUUCGGUGACAACGAGAAGCUAAGGAAGGAGAACGAGAAGUCGUACAAGUCCUUGAGCGGCAACAUCACCUUCAGCGUGGCCAAGUCGAACGUUGAGACUGGCGAGAUUGGCGGAGUGUUCACCAGCGUGCAGCCCUCUGACACUGAUAUGGGUGCCAAGGUUCCCAAGGAAGUGAAGAUCCAGGGCAUCUGGUACGCCCAGGUGAACUAG